AUGCCUGGGGACGCACGCGCUUUAUACAAAGACGCCAAAGACUCCAAAAACAAUGGCGAAAGCCAAAACUCCUCUCCAAAAAAAAAAUGGCCGGUCCUGAUUAACCCAGCCGGCCAUACACCGCUCAGCUAUAGAGCGGAUGGUAAGAAGGUACCGGGCACUAACUACCAGGGACUGAUAUUGAAUUGGGUCAGAAAGGGCUACAUUGUGUUUGCAUACGAUCCCCCCGGGCAGGGCGAGCGCAGUCA
Molecule: messenger RNA, 248 nt
Organism: Sphaeroforma arctica JP610
Lineage: Eukaryota; Ichthyosporea; Ichthyophonida
Exons: 1
Source: RefSeq, a predicted model, not a curated record